Cryptotermes secundus is the source of this 2228-nucleotide messenger RNA. It is a transcript of the gene tup, whose product is annotated as insulin gene enhancer protein isl-1. Bases 360 to 1559 code for a protein of 399 amino acids. Gene Ontology annotation, biological process: axonogenesis; neuron fate specification; positive regulation of transcription by RNA polymerase II. The record is from RefSeq and is a predicted model, not a curated record. Gene Ontology annotation, cellular component: nucleus. Lineage: Eukaryota; Metazoa; Arthropoda; Insecta; Blattodea; Kalotermitidae. Gene Ontology annotation, molecular function: DNA-binding transcription factor activity, RNA polymerase II-specific; cis-regulatory region sequence-specific DNA binding. The transcript is spliced from 8 exons.
UCCGUGUGUUGUUGUGACGUUGCUUGACAUCGAACCGAAGGGUGACUGUGCUGUGACGGUGCGGUGCUGGCACGUGGCUGUUGGAGGACUCGUUGUGUCCUCUCUGUUUUGCUGCACGGUGGUAGACGUUGUCGUCGGCCAUCGCCGUGGUGGAGCGAUCGGGGGGCGGCUGGUGUUGGGGACGGCCGGAGCCGUGCGGGGGUGGAGGCGGGGGCGGCGGUGGUUGUCGCCUGGCCAGCAGUCCGAGCCCCGCCACAACCCUGGCGACGGACCACCAUCACCACCGCGUGGUGCCUUCCCUCGUGGUCAACAUUGGACCCUCCCGGAGCAUCAAGAUAUCGCCCGCCAAGGCGGAUGACAUGACUGAGCAGCUGCAAAAGAAGCGGCGGCUGAGUCUGUGUGUGGGCUGUGGAGCUCAAAUUCACGACCAAUAUAUCCUGAGAGUGGCCCCCGACCUGGAGUGGCACGCCGCCUGCCUCAAGUGUGCAGAGUGCCAUCAGUUCCUGGACGAAACCUGCACCUGCUUCGUCAGAGACGGCAAGACGUACUGCAAGAGGGACUACGUUAGGUUGUUCGGGACCAAGUGUGACAAGUGCGGACUGAGUUUCAGCAAAACCGACUUCGUCAUGCGAGCCAAAACGAAGAUCUACCACAUCGAGUGUUUUCGGUGUAGCGCCUGUGAACGACAUCUGAUCCCGGGAGACGAGUUUGCGCUCCGUGAAGAUGGGCUGUUCUGCAAGGAGGACCACGAAGUGCUGGAAAAGGCGACGAACCGCGAGAACAACAACAACACGACCAACGUGAACAACAACAACAGUAGUCAUAACAAUAAUAACGAGGGCUCCAAUUCAGAUUCUUCCGAAUCUGGCUCGAACAAGGGUCGGGAAGGGAGUCGGGUCAGCGGGUCAACGAAGGUGUCGUCGGACGGGAAACCGACGCGGGUGCGCACCGUGUUAAACGAGAAGCAGCUCCACACCUUACGAACGUGCUACAACGCCAACCCCCGGCCGGAUGCUCUCAUGAAGGAACAGCUGGUCGAGAUGACGGGCCUCAGCCCUCGAGUCAUCAGGGUCUGGUUCCAGAACAAACGCUGCAAGGACAAAAAGAAAGCAAUCCUCAUGAAGCAGCAGAUGCAACAGGAGAAGGCUGGCGGGGCGUUCGGCCGCCUGAUUCUGUUCUCGGGGGCAGUAUAUUACGAAAAUGACGGCAGGAAAUUAGGGUACGGGAGCAUGCAGGGGAUCCCCAUGGUGGCGUCGAGUCCAGUACGUCACGAGAGCCCCUUGGGUAUCAACCCUAUCGAGGUACAGUCGUACCAACCGCCCUGGAAAGCCCUCACCGAAUUCGCAUUGCACACAGACCUGGAUCGCCUCGAUCCAUCAGCACCUCCGUUUCAACAACUGGUAAGUCAGAUGCACGGGUAUGAUCUGCACGGGGCGCCGCCCCCCUCACACGACCUCGGCCCCCCGCCCAGCGACAUGGCGCACCCGGACUCGACAGAUUCUUACGUCACCUACUUGGAGAGCGACGACAGCCUGCACCACGACACGUCCAGCCCAUAACGCGGGCUCCGCCGCCGACUCUCGCAUCCAAGGUUUUGUUUGUUGUUGCAGAUUCUGCCAUAUGCUUCCUGCAGGAGGAGGCACGUGUCUUCAACCGGCAGCAUCAGCGAGUUAUGUCACUAGUGUAGCCGCGGGAAUGUGUAUAAAGCAAGAGAAACUCUAAAAGUAUCGAAAUAUAUAGAUCACUGUGUGAACUCACACCGAGGCAGCGUUCACUUGCACUCCACUGAUUCGUUACACAAAGUGGCUCAUUUGUAUCUAUAGCGAUAUCUGUAGUCACAGCUCAGAGAAACUGUGAAACGGUUAGUAAAAUGAUCUGCUGUCGAAUUUCUUAAUUGAAAUUACAUUUGUUAAUACGGGUUGAUUUAUCCAUAAAUAAAUAAAUAUUGUAUGGGACUACCGAAACUAUCUGUUUUCCACCAAGAUUUUCCUUAAACUGUCGCCGCUGAAAAUAAACAAUUAUUGAAAGUUGUGACGUCACACACAUUAACCCGGGUGAGGCUUAGAAGUCGGUUUUUCUGUACUUAUUCGUAAUUAGCUUUCCUCUGCCGUUUUACAAACUGUUCGUGUAGUUAUCGACACUAAGAUGUAUUCGUGCCGGUCACGGUAGCCGAGCGGUCUAAAGCAUGUGCUGUCUUCGCUCGCUCGGAAGCCUGGAUCGUGGGUUCG